AUGGAAGUUUACAUUGACGACAUGCUCGUCAAGUCGGCUCACGCUGCAGACCACGUUUCACACCUAAAACAAUGUUUUGAAAUUCUCAACAAGUACAACAUGAAACUGAACCCGGCGAAAUGCACGUUUGGAGUCACUUCCGGCGAAUUCCUAGGAUACCUCGUUACGAAGCGCGGUAUAGAAGCAAAUCCGAAGCAGAUUUCGGCAAUCAUCAACCUCCCAUCUCCAUGGAACACCCGUGAGGUACAACGCCUAACCGGGCGUAUUGCCGCACUGAAUCGAUUCAUCUCUCGUUCAACGGACAAGUGCUUACCAUUUUACCAGCUCCUUCGCGGAAACAAGCGUUUUGAAUGGGACAAAAAAUGCGAAUCGGCAUUCAGGGAAUUAAAGGAAUAUCUCUCAUCUCCACCAGUUCUUGCUAAGCCGGAGCAAGGGGAAACUCUGUAUCUUUACAUCGCCAUCUCCAGUUCGGCUGUAAGUGGCGUGCUUGUCAGAGAAGAUCGCGGAGAGCAGCAUCCUAUCUUUUAUAUGAGUAAGACCAUUGAUGGUUCUGAACUCCGAUAUCCGACUCUCGAAAAGCUAGCAUACGCAGUCAUAAUCUCUGCUCGAAAGCUCCGCCCCUAUUUCCAAUCUCACACUGUUGAAGUCCUGACAAAUCAGCCUCUACGGACGAUUCUCCAUAGCCUGAGCCAAUCGGGACGACUUGCAAAAUGGGCCGUAGAAUUGAGCGAGUACGACAUAUGGUCGCUUCAUGUUGAUGGCGCUUCAUCAAAGAUGGGCUCAGGAGCAGGCGUGCGCCUAACCUCGCCGACAGGCGAGAUUCUGGAGCAAUCCUUCCGUCUUGCUUUCUCUGCCUCAAACAACGACGCAGAUUACGAAGCACUAAUCGCUGGACUACGUCUUGCACACGAAAUCGGUGUCAAGAAGAUCCAAGCUUAUUGCGAUUCACAGCUGGUAACGCGUCAAUUCAGUUGCGAUUAUGCAACGAAACACGCGCGCAUGGAUGCCUACCUGAAAGUCGUCCGUAACUUGUCCCAAAAGUUUGAAUUCUUUGAGCUCGUCAAAAUCCCUCGAAGUGAUAAUGCCCCAGCGGAUGCACUUGCGACGCUCGCUUCUACAUCAGACCCUGAUCUCCGCCAAGUAAUACCUGUAGAGAGCAUCGACCAAUCAAGCAUCGACGUCAAUCUUUUGUCUCCCGCUCCAGCUGCAUUCCUCGACACCACGCACUCAAUAGAACCAAGCAACGUCUUAGCAGUCACAAGCUCUCCCUCAACGGAUUCCACCACGCCAAACAUUCCAGCUACGCACUCACCAACAUCCACUGCUCCUUCGCACGAUGACUGGCAGACCAAGAUUAUAGCGUAUAUCGCGGACGGAAUCAUGCCAAAAGACAAGUGGGAAUCACGGCGCCUCCGAGUUAAAAGUGCACACUACACAAUGUUAGAUGGCAGUUUGUUUCGUUGGGAUGCCAAUGGCGCUCUUCUCAUCUGCGUUAACACGAAAGACAUCAAUGACAUCAUGCAAGAAGUUCACAAAGGCGCUGGCGGAAACCACUCUGGAGGUCGUUCUCUAGCACUUCGAAUCCGCCGUAACGGACAUUUUUGGCCAACCAUGGUCGCCGAUUGCACCGCCUUUGCAGCCAAGUGCGAAAAGUGUCAGCGUCACGCACCAUUCAUCCACUCUCCGACAGAGCUUCUGCAAACAACAUCCCCACCUUACCCCUUCAUGCGAUGGGCGAUGGAUAUCGUCGGUCCCUUAACUCCGUCAAAUCAAAAGAAGUAUCUCCUUAUAAUGAUGGACUACUUUACCAAGUGGGUCGAAGCAGAAUCGUAUGCCUCACUCGAAGCUAAUGAAGUCCAAAACUUUGUUUGGAAAAAUAUCAUCUGCAGGCAUGGGGUCCCAUACGAGAUCGUUUGCGACGACGGCCCCCAAUUCAUCUCGCUUCAGUUCGAAGGAUUCUGCGCUGGCUGGCGGAUACGUCUUAGCAAGUCAACCCCAAGAUACCCGCAGGGCAACGGACAAGCAGAGGCAACCAACAAGACAAUCCUCGCUGGAAUUAAGAAACGCCUCGACGCAAAGAAAGGUCUAUAG
Messenger RNA from Camelina sativa (false flax), 2091 nucleotides. NCBI's taxonomy places the organism in Eukaryota, Viridiplantae, Streptophyta, Magnoliopsida, Brassicales, Brassicaceae. The record is from RefSeq and is a predicted model, not a curated record.